UAAUAAUACAUUAUGUAAUAUGACUAUACAGGGUCUCAUCCGGAGGGGCGGAGCGGCUCGGUGCAGUGAGUCUCUGCGGGGGACCGAGCAUCUCAGACAGGAUGGAGCCUGUUGGUAAGCGGUGGCCGCUCCGCUGAUCCCCGGCCGGCCGGUGAUUGUGUCCGGACCGCCGGUGAAGAUGUCGGUCUCCGGGAUGAAGAAGCAGCUCCACAAAGCCAGCCAGCUGCUGAAUGAGCGGCUGAUGGGAGCUGAAGGAACAAAGAUGGACGACGACUUCCUGAAGAUGGAGAAGAGUGUUGUGGUCAUCCACUCUCUGCUGGUGGAGCUGUUGUCCAGAACUACAGAGUUCCUCCAACCAAACCCAGCAGACAGAGCUAAACUGAGUAUGCUCAACACGAUGUCCAGGAUUCGAGGGCAGGGGAAGUCGGUGGGUUACCCUCAGACAGAGGGCAUGCUGGGAGACUGUAUGAUGCAGUACGGCCAGGAGCUCGGAGCUGCUUCUGAAUUUGGCGGAGCUCUGACUGAUGUGGGUGAAGCUCUGCAGCAGGUCGCUCAGGCCAAAGAUGCUCUGGAUGUUGACGUCAAACGCACCUUCAUCGACCCUCUGCAGGAGCUCCAUAACACAGAGCUGAAGGAGAUCAGGUACCAGCUGAAGAAAGUGAACGGUCGUCGGCUGGAUUUUGACUACAAGAGGAGACGAAAAGGGAAAGUCCCAGCUGAAGAGGUCCAACAGGCCUGUGACAAAUUCAUCACUUCCAAAGAGAUGGCAGAGAGGAGCAUGUUCACUCUGCUGCAGAGUGACGUGGAUCAGCUCCGUCGCCUGGCAGCUCUGGUCGCUGCCCUGCUGGACUUUCACCACAACGCCCACCGCACCCUGCUGGGUCUCCUUGGCAACAUGCAGGCCAGGCUGACUGCGGCCAGUAACAAACCAGAACGACGGUUCAGACCGAAAAAGAUCCGACUCAGAAGUGAACACAAUGCCACCAUCGGAUUCCACCACCAGCCGUCGAUCACAUCUACUAUUUCCUCAGGAGAGCAGUUCACAGUGUUACCGUCCAGACCCGGCAGCCCCAUCUCCUGUUACGCUGACAGUCAGCUGGUCCUGGAUCAGCCCUGCUGCCGGGCUCUAUAUUCCUUUCACUCGAGCCACGAGGGCGAGCUGAGCUUCAAGGAGGGCGACGUCAUCAUCCUCGCAAAUCAGGUCGACCCCAACUGGUACGAGGGCUCAAUCGGCAGCCAGUCGGGACUGUUCCCCAUCAGCUACGUCAAUGUGCUGGUGCCUCUGCCGUUACCGUGACGACACAUCAAACAUAUCCACACUGAAUGCAGAAAUCAGAUCGUACGUGUUUGAGUGUGGGGGGUUUUUCUCGACGAUAUGCAACUUUUCAGCUUCUUAUUUGCACUUUUUUCACAAGCGACUCAGCAGGCGACUUGUCUGUUUUACUGGGAAAGAAGGCCAUAGUUUCUACACUGUAGAGCACUUUAGUUUCUGACCUCAUGUUUAAAAAAUUAAAACACCAGUCGCUCAAGAGAGGCUAAGUCAGUAGAUGUAGACAUUUUUAGAAUAAUGUGUGUUUCCCUUUAAGACAUUUGCCUUCAUUUGCCUGCACAAAACUGCUCCUGCCUUCACAUUAGUGCACAUUUCUAUUUCUAGACUUCACACCAGUUUGAUUCUAUCUGAAUUUUUCAGUGAGAUAGACUGCAGACUGCAUGCAUGAAAUAUACAAUUUCAUGACAAGUAUAAAUAAAAGAUACUAUUAUGUAAGUUUAAUGUACACUGCCGUUGAAAAGUUUGGAAUCUCCUGCCACUGAAACGUGAUCAGGUCCAGUCUAAAAAAUUGUCAAAAGUAUCAGUACUUUGAUACUUUUUCAAUACACUGAAAAAAGAAAAUAGUUGAACCAACUU
Molecule: messenger RNA, 1906 nt
Organism: Centropristis striata (black sea bass)
Lineage: Eukaryota; Metazoa; Chordata; Actinopteri; Perciformes; Serranidae
Gene: sh3gl3b
Product: SH3-domain GRB2-like 3b
Exons: 10
Coding region: 179-1297 (372 amino acids)
Biological process (GO): synaptic vesicle uncoating
Cellular component (GO): presynapse; glutamatergic synapse; cytoplasm
Molecular function (GO): protein binding
Source: RefSeq, a predicted model, not a curated record